AUGUCACAUAUUAAUGAUUUAAUUCGUAUGGUACGAGGACUACAAUUAGUAAUUGAGGCAGGUAUAAAGCUGCAACAGGAAAAUUCUAGAAUAAUAUGGAAUAACUCUUCUCUAAAAACCAUUACACAAAACUGCCCAACUAACCCUAUAUCAGCUUAUAAACCUAAGGCAGAGGAUGCUAAAGACUUACUGGAGCGAGCGGCGGUUGUAGCUCAAGGCUUUAGACAAUUUGCUGUGUUACAUAUUUCUAACUUUAGUACUGAAACAGAAACAGCUGUGCCAAUGGAUAAUGAACUACAAGAAGAAAUAGAAGAAUUGAAUAGAGAGUUCAAUAAGACAUUUGAUACAUUGAAGAAAUCACAAAAUAAUAUGUCCAAUCAGUCAUCAACAAGUAUUGAAUAUAUUUCGCCACUGGCUAAACUACGAGACAAAAGUAUGGUAUCUUCACCUGCACAAGUGACUCCCACAUCAUCAAAAAUACAAAUACCCCCUUCUAAAUCUGAAGCCGUCACAUCUAAUACUGCUAGCAGUUUGAGCACACCUAAACCAAUAGCUAAAAAGAAAAUAAGAGUAGCUCUAAGUGAGAACUCCAAAGCACGAGUGGUACCCUCAUCACGAAUAGGUAGAAUGAUAUCUUUUGGGUCACUAGCGGCGGGUCUAGGAGUCGGUACAGUUGCUCAGUAUGCUCGUAAUACAAUACAAUCAGUCACUGGGAAGGUUGAUGAGACCGCCAAUACUUUCUUGUCACCAGCAAAUGCCGAACGGAUAGUGGACACUCUUUGUAAAGUAAGAGGUGCAGCUUUAAAGUUAGGUCAGUUGCUGAGUAUACAAGAUGACACUAUGAUAUCGCCAGAGCUUCAGAGGAUCUUUGAGAGAGUGCGGCAGUCAGCUGACUUCAUGCCCACUUGGCAGGUGGAGAAAGUAAUGAGCUCCCAGCUAGGCUCUGAUUGGCGUUCAAGGGUGCAGCACUUUGAAGAAAAACCUUUUGCCGCUGCAUCUAUUGGUCAGGUCCACCUAGCAGUGUUGCAUAGUGGACAGGAGGUGGCGAUGAAAGUUCAAUACCCUGGAGUUGCUAAAGGAAUCAACAGUGAUAUCGAUAACCUAGUUGGAGUGCUAAAGGUAUGGAAUGUGUUUCCUAAGGGAAUGUUCAUAGACAACAUAGUGGAGGUUGCAAAGAAGGAGUUAGCUUGGGAGGUAGAUUACAUUCGUGAAGCUGAGUGCACCAGGAAAUUCAAAAGAUUAUUAGCGCCAUACCCUGAGUAUUUUGUACCAGAAGUUGUAGAUGAUCUUUGCGCACCUGAAGUGAUCACCACGGAGCUGAUAGAUGGCAUGCCGAUCGAUAAAUUGUUCGAUGCUCCGUACGAGACUCGCUUAGAUAUAGCCUCCAAGAUCAUGAGGCUUUGUCUCCGCGAGAUGUUCGUACUGCGAUGUAUGCAGACGGACCCCAAUUGGGCGAAUUUCUUUUACAACACCAACACGAAACAAGUGAUUCUCCUUGAUUUUGGAGCAACACGCGAGUAUUCCAAACAAUUCAUGGACCAAUAUAUCGAAAUAAUCAAGGCGGCCUCGGAAGGCAACCGCGACGCCAUCUUGCGGAUGUCACGCGAAAUGAAGUUCCUUACCGGAUAUGAAUCAAAGAUCAUGGAAGAGACCCACGUGGACACAGUCAUGAUAAUGGGCGAAGUAUUCACGAGCAGUGGUGACGGCGAGUUCGACUUCGGCACACAGAAAACGACACGUCGCAUACAAGCUUUAGUGCCCACAAUAUUAACGCACAGACUUUGCCCCCCGCCCGAGGAAAUAUACUCGCUGCAUAGGAAACUCUCCGGCGUCUUCCUGCUCUGUUCCAAAAUGAAGAUCAAAAUGAACUGCCGUGAUAUGUUCAACGAUAUCUAUGAUCAGUACAAGGCUGAUAGUUUCAGGUAAGCUCUAUUUGGUUUGUUCACACUGAAUGCUUUCCGUUUUAACACCAAUUGAAUUUGGCCUUCGCGGUAAAUUGUUAAAUAAUGAUAUUAAAAACUUUAAAAUUUCUUAUAAUUAUUAAAACAAUAAACAAAAUGUUGUCAUAUACAAAAUUACAAUCGAUUUUUACCCUUGUCUAUUGAAGAGAAAGUUCAGUUUUGAGUGCGGUAAAUUGUUAUUUUGUCUGAACCAGAUGUGUAUGUACAACAAUUGGUACUUAAUUCUAGUAACAUUUGCUUCUAACAAAAUUUUGUUUAGUCUAUCUCAAAGAUCAAGAACUACUUUAAUAACAAAUAAUUUGCAAACUGUCCUUUUUAUUUUCGUGUCGAAUAAAUCUAUUUUAUGUUAACGCUACAUUAAUUCUGCUUAUUGAUAGAUGACGUUGAAUUAUUUUUCUUUUUUUAGUAGACAGCAAAAUAUGCUCAUUAAUAAUUAUUAAAACUAUCUAGCCAUCCGGUGUAAUUUGAUCACAGGGUUUGCGGUCUGCAUUUAGUGUAACAAAUUUCUUAACUUACUAUUAGUAAGAGUAAAAUUCAGUCGCCGG
Messenger RNA from Diatraea saccharalis (sugarcane borer), 2506 nucleotides. The record is from the annotation of a GenBank genome assembly. NCBI's taxonomy places the organism in Eukaryota, Metazoa, Arthropoda, Insecta, Lepidoptera, Crambidae.